Molecule: messenger RNA, 43405 nt
Organism: Podarcis lilfordi (Lilford's wall lizard)
Lineage: Eukaryota; Metazoa; Chordata; Lepidosauria; Squamata; Lacertidae
Source: the annotation of a GenBank genome assembly
GCAGGUGAGCGGCGCGUCCUUUCCCUCACGCGCCGGCACCACAACUCCCAGUGAGCUUUGCGCUAACUCGGGCGCUGCCGUCAGUGAACGGAGCCGGCGCGUUGCGUGUCGGGACAUGUAGUCGUUUGUGGAUUUUUUCCUCCUCGCGUUAAAGAUCUCGAAGGCAAAGUGAGAGGAGGCUUUUUCGGAUGCCCCCUCGUGAUAGGCCGCGCCAACUUGACGGGGCGGGAAGAAGGAAGCCUAUAUAAUAGGGAAGAAGGUGGACUGACGUACGGGAGAGCCUAUGGUGUGCCGGCAGUGUCGCUGGGCGGGCGGACCGUGAGGGGGAGGCCUGUGGCGCUUGUCUUCUUGUCCCGAGCUUGAAAGGAGGUGGAAACAGCAGUGGCGGCGGCGGCGGCGGCGGCGACGUUUGUCGUUGGAGACGCAACCUGAGGCGAGUCCCUUCAGCGGCGGGACAACCGAAGGAAGAAGGUGAGUGUCCGGAGCGGCGAAGGCGGCCGUCCUGGGCCUCCUUCGCUCGCUUCCUCCCGCCUCAGAAUUUUACCUCAGAAGGAUGACGACGCCCCUAUUUCGAGCGGGGGGUUAUGUUUUGUUCCCGCUCCCCGGCAUAACCACACCUCGGAGGACUGCCGUGUCCCUCCUGGCGCCCAGUCCCUUCACCGCAUUGAACACCUCCCCGCCCGGCUCAGUUUUUUGAGGCCUGCUUCCUCCGUAAUGGUCUCCAAAAGUGUUUGUUUUCUGUAGUGGUUCUCUUCUUCAUAACCUCUCUCACUCACGCACACGUAUUCUUUCUUGCUUAAAAAAACCCCCAGCAACAACUUGGCACCCUUGACACGCGUCGAGGGGAUCCACACGUGCACACUCAUACUUCUCUGGAAGGGAAGGGCGUGUGCUACCUUCCCAUGUGUUGACUUGUUUGUUUCUUUCAGUAGAACCACACACCUCUGAACUUGGCACCCUUGACUGGCGCAUGUGCCCCCUUCCUCCUCCUCCUCCUCUGCUGGGAGGGAUGGUGGUGCCUUGUUUCCUGCUCUGGCGUUAUUUAUCUUGCCCUUGUAUUUAAGGACUAGCCUGGUAGCCAUAGGUGGCUGGCAAUUGUGUGCUGGGGAGCCCUACUCAGGUGAGCAGAGUUGGUGGAGAAGGGAUGGGAAAGCACCCAGCAUAGAAACUAAGAGGGGUGUUAUAGGAAGUAAGUCCCCUUCUCUGUCCCCGGUCCGUCCCUCCUUUGCCAACCCUGAGUGGGCAAGAAAAACAAAAUAGUAGGCUAGUAAUUUUUACAAGGCUGCUUUAUCUUUACUUCUCCUGCAUGCAGAAUGUUUAUGGCUUGAUUUGAUUUGCAGGGGUUGCUGAAAGUGCAAACGGUCACUUGUGAGGAAGUCAUGAAAUGCUUCUUUUCUUCCUCCCCAAACUGAGCCCAGUGGAUUGUGCAUAAGCACUAAAUCUGUUUAUCUUUACUGCAAGAGUCUUCUGCCUUAAAAAAAAAAAGUUGAAGUACGCUAGAUAAUGGGAGGAGAGAGGGAAAGUUCUGUCUUGUGGUUACAGAAGCUGGGUUGGCUGCCUCAGAGGUGCAAGUCAUUGCUUGAUGUUAACAGCUGUCAAGCAGUGGAAAUGGGUGUGUGGAUGCUCUGGGAGAGAGAAAGAUAUAGGAACCGCAGAAAAGUGGUGUGGGGUAGUAUAAUGGCCAAUGCUGGUACAAAAUUUAAACAUACCAAGGCUCUUGGCCAAAACCUAGAAAUAUCUGAACACAUUCUAUUUAAACAGAUGUUCUGUCGUGCUGUCCAUUCCUCGCCUUUAAUGCAAUUUUAUUUACAACAUUAAAUCACCCAGACCCGAACCAAUAAAGUACAUGAAGCACUUUGCAUGCUUGAAAGCACUAUUCAGAUAUUAAAUAUUUUUAUUAAGUCCCCUAUUCCCCACACUUGUUUCUGUUGCUUGUGUUGACCCUUUGGUGAGGCACCGUUUAAUCUAGUUUCUAUAAUUACCAUCCUUUAGACCCUUAUCUGGAUAUGCCUGCCCCCUUGUUAAAAUCUUGUUGUUUUUCACUGGGCCGCUAGAUUAGUACUACCAGUACCAGCACAGAACAGAAUUCUCAGCUUGCCCAUAAAUAUACAUAAGAUGUUGCAGGAAGGGGGAAACCUGUUCUUUAGGCACCCUUUCCCUGAUCAAUAACAGGGGUUCAAAGACUAGUAUGCUGCCACAAGCUCCUCUUCCAUCAGCUCUUAGUCCCACAUCCUUUACUACCCCACACUUCCUCUUGUAGACUCAGAUAUGUCUUCUGUUCUGUAGUCUGGUGUCCUGGACUUCAGCUUUGGUGCGGCAUUCCUUUCUUUGCACACUUUCCAAUCUCUGUCGCUUUGUGCUUUUGUCUAUACCUUGGUGUGUGUGCCUUCCUCCUUCCCCAUUUUUUUGGACCUCUCCCUUGCAUGAUACAUACAAGUUCACACCCUUGUUAAUUUAAUGUUAAACUACCUCCCAUUUCUCCAGUGGCUGACAUGGAAUAUAAUCUUACAAUUUGCAAGCCUGUACAGAAACUCUGAGAACAAUUAACAAAUUUACCAUGUUACAAAAACAGGUCACUAGAGUGUAUUGGUGUAAUCUGGUUAAUACAGACUGUUUGCCCCUUUAUAAUCCAUUUCUUUGGGAAGCAUCUUGCUCUAACCUAAGUGGGUACUAUGAAUGGAUUACAAAGGAAGAAAGAGUAUUAUGUUUCCAAGAGACAGGAGUUGGGAAAUUGACAAUGGAAUGAAAAUAUGGAUAUUACAAGAGUGUCUUACGAAUUCUAAUUGCCCAUCAGUGAUCUGGGAAGUUAAAUCUAACAGACCUGAUUUCUUUCUUAAUAUGUGUAAUCUUGUCAGGAUUCUUGAGAUGUGAGCGUAUGGACUAGAAAAGACACUGAAAAAAGUGUAGGAAGCUUAAAAUCAGCUGUGUGUUUCUGUGUAUACAAAUUACAGUUAGAUAUUGAAGAGGAACUCAAUCUAUUGUUCCUGGCUCAAUCUCCCCCAGCUUUAGUAACCUUCAGAUGUUUUAAACACCAUCUCCCUUCAACCCCAGCCAAUAUGGGCAGUAGUCAGGAAUGAUGGGAGUUGUAAUCCAACAACAUCUAGAGGUCACCAGGUUAGAGAAGCCUGCUAUACCCAGUAGGUUUCAUUACACAGUAUAUAUCAGAGGCAGCCCCUUUCAUGCUAUGUGAAUCCAUCGCCAAUAAGGUGUUUUGUACAGGUGCUGGCCACCUCCCCACCCCCCAAAUUGGGUGUCUGUGAGGAGAAAUAGUACGGCCAUUCCACUUAUGCUGGUGUUUGGCAGCUCAGAAAAUUUUGAACUGUGCGUUUUCUGCCUGAUAGUUCAGGAGUAUGAAAUGGAAACAAAGUAAGUAGGCCAUCUUUCCCCUCCCCGCCUUCCCUUUCAGGACCCAGCACAUUUUGACAGAAGAUUAUUCACAAAAGAUGGAGAGCCUGCUGUGAGAAGAAUCAUUCAUCUCUGCUUUGUGCCUGCCUGUGGAAGGACAGAAUUACACUAAUUCUCCCAAGAUUGCCUCUGAAAGUUUGGUAUCGUGUGCAUCUUUCAGUCUGGCUGUGUGUUUAGUAUGCGGAUUCUACCUCUUCACUAAUGAGAGGGAGAAUGGGAACCCAGGGCAGCCCUGUGAAGAGCUAUGAUUAUCUGCUCAAGUUCUUGUUGGUUGGUGACAGUGAUGUUGGCAAAGGAGAAAUCCUGGAGAGCCUUCAAGAUGGAGCAUCUGAAUCGCCUUACGCAUACAGUAAUGGUAAGCAAUCUUAAUAAAAGCACUCUAGCCAAUAUCUUGCAUUAAUUGGGGUGUAUUCCUCAUUUCUAGGAUGUAGUAUUGUCUUGUUGUUUAUGCAGUUUGGUCUCCAUAACCUGAAAAAUAACACUUUGCAUAAAAUAGCUAGAAUAAUAAUUAAAAAAGCCUAACUAGCCUAGAUCUUUCAUGUUAUUUGCUUUGCUGGAUCUUGGUGUGGUGUUGUAUUUUAGGGUAUGUGUGUUGGAAAAGUUCAAAUCAGCAGUGUCACAUUAAUGUGAAGGUUGUGACUUGGUUUCUGAAAUUGCCUUGCAAAUCUGCCUCCCAGUGUUGUGCUGUGGGAAAUGAUUCGAUUACUGUUUUGGUGUACUUUGAAGUGUUGACUUAGAAUUGCAAAUCCUGCAGUGUUAAAAAGGUGGCUCAGAAGCACACAGCACUUCGUGUUGUUCAGACUUCAGGUGGUGGGAAAGAGAAUCAAACCGUACUCUGUAGGACAAUGGUUGGAGAUCCAGUUUAAAACCUGAUUACAUUUUAAAGUGUGUGCCAUGGAACAAGUUAGUUAGCUCAAAAUUAAUACCAUUUCUGACUUGAGCAGGAGGAGUACAUACUGUAUCUAAAUCUGACUCUUUUGCAUAAAGUCUUAAGAAUUUUUAAAGCCUCACAAGCCAUUAACAGUUAACUAAGAGACAAGAUGUAGCAUUCCUGUAUAUUCUUCUGCUUCUUUGGAUGGUAGUUAACAUGUAACUCUGCCUGGCAGUAACUGUGUCCUGUAGUGAUUUUUCAGUCUGUCAGAGCUCUAGCCAUCUUAAACUCUGAAUGACUGCCUGGGGGGCUUGACAGCAGAAAGGAAGCAUCCGCACCAGCACUACUCCCAGGGCUUCAGCACUUGGCACAUGACACCUACACUGAAAGCAACUGUAUGUGAAGCUCAAAGUAUACAGUGUGGAAGCAGACCUGCUUAAAUGGGGCUGCCCCCAAGGAGUAGGAAUGUCUCAUGUUUUAGUAAAAUGGGUUUACAGAAAGCUGACUAUUCUGUGCUUUCUGCUCUUGCUACCUCCUAGAAUCUCUUCUUCUCUGCCCCUGCCCCAAUGUGUUCCACUUGCCAAGCUCACUUCUAAUAUUGUGAGCUUAGCUGAAGAGAAAAAUAGCUGAAAAGGACAGGUCAGAAAAUUAGGGAAGUAGGCAUCAGGAGUAGUUGACACCUCUCAUGCAUGUACCUGCUUUGCUGGGGGCGGGGGGGAGGAUUAUCCAAUACUAGAGGUGACUAGGACAGACCUAGGUUUUAACUAGCCAGCCUACUGUCAUCACAUGUUUUAAUCUGGUGACGGUUUGACUUCCAGCUGCUCAGAGUCCUUGCUGGCCACAAAAAUGUACUGUUCCAGUGGCUGCUUUAGCUGCUGUAGGUAGAAAUGGUUGCAUGAGAAGAGGCACGACUAUGUAGAGCUGUGUUCAGGAGUCAGCUAGGGAAUGAACAAAAGACUUGAUGCCACUGACAAAAAACUUAUUUAGGGAGCGUAAAUGACAUGAUAUUUCUCAAAUAUAGAUCACAUCUAAGUAAAAACCUCUAGUGAUGCUUCAGAAUAGCAUUUUAUGUAGAUCAUACAAAAUCAGAAUCAACUAAAAAAAAAAACUAAUUACAGCAGUCUAGGCAAGAACUUUUGUCCACAGACAGUUUUUCCGUGUCAUGUGGCCAAGCCAGUAAAGCGGGAUGAGUGCCGCAACCCCAGAGUCGUCCACGACUGGACUUUACAGUCAGGGGUCCCUUUACCUUUACCUUUACCUUAGGCAAGAACUUAAAGAUCUGAAAUGGAACAGCAGCAGUCUUAACAUUCUGGAAGGUCAAAAGCCUUUCAGAACAAAAUCAUUUUUGCAGGCUUCCAAAAUAAACGGUGUCAGUACAACCUUUCAUACUUGAUCCUUUCUUAUCCUCUGUUGAAACUGAAACACAUUUUGGCUCUGGUAUCAACCUGGAAGCUGUCUGCAGAUAAACUCCGGCUCCCUCGGCCUAUAGAGCGAGAUGAGCGCGCAACCCCAGAGUCAUCCGCAACUGGACCUAAUGGUCGGGGUACCUUUACCUUUAUCAGGAUACUUAAGUUCUUUCAGAUGUGAUAACCACCAACUUAGAAGGCUUUUAAAAAGGAUUAGACAAAUUAAUGGAGGAUAAUGCUAGUCAUGAUGGCUAUAUGCUACUUCCAGGAUCAGAGGUUCCCUAGCUCUUACCAGCCACUGGGAAAAGCAGCAGGAGAAGACUUUUUAUCCUUGUGUCUUACUUAUGAGUUUUUGAUAGGCAUGUGCUCAAUUACUGUGGGAAACGGGAUGCUGCACUGGAUAGGGCUUUAGUUUGAUCCAGCAGGGCUCUUCUUAUGUUCAUAGCUGAUAUUUACUUUACAGUUAGCCUUUAUCUGUGGUCAUUGCUGCUAGGUUUUUGAACUGGCAGCAGUAGUGCUGCACCCGAAGUACAAAAUUUAAACAUACCAAGGCUCUUGGCCAAAACCUAGAAAUAUCUGAACACAUUCUAUUUAAACAGAUGUUCUGUUGUGCUGUCCAUUCCUCGCCUUUAAUGCAAUUUUAUUUACAACAUUAAAUCACCCAGACCCGAACCAAUUCUAGAGGCCGUUGCUUAAGAAUCAGCUGAGGCCUGCUACAUGAAAUUGCUCAUCAUAAUGUUGAUACCAUCAGUUUUGUAAAAGCUGUUGCUCUUUUGCAAGUAUUGCUGUAAUUUGGAGAAGAAAUAUUGCAACACUUGACUUGCAUCACUUGGCACUAGAGCAUCUACAUUAGUUUUGACAUUUCAUGAAGGCCUAGAAAGUUGUUGCAGAGGAAUGCAAAACUUGAUCCCUCCAACCUCCCCCUUCUCCUCCUCCUUUCCCUCUCUCUCCCUCCCGGCAGUGUGCAAGUAUUAUCUCCUAUUUGGAUCAGAUGUCUAAAGGGCAUAGGCUGAAUGGUUCAUAUGUAAAUCUCAUUCCAUUAACAGCCAGCUCCUCCAUAAUGAAGGUUUUCCAGCUGAUGUCUUCAAAACUAUUCUGGUGAACCAUUGCAAAUGUGUCUUUCAAUUGCAAGUAGUUGGGUUGUGAGGAGGAGCAACAUGAUGUAUCAUAAACCUUCACGUUUGAACUCUAUUUGUUAUCCAGCUGCUUAUGUUAGGUGCUUGUCCUUAUCAUACACCUGAUGAUAUGUCCUAUUGUCUCUAUUCAGUGUGCAUGGUGUAGGAAUGAGUGCUAUAAAACCAUCUUCCUCUUCUCUCUGUUGAUUGACAACAGCCACAAAUGGCAGUGCAGCUGCAUGACCAAUAGCUAAGUAUUUGCAAGGAAACACAGAGCUGGGAUCUUUAUUAUUAUUAUUAUUAUUAUUAUUAUUAUUAUUAAUUCAGUUUCUUACCUAUUCUUCACCUCAGUCUCCCAGAGUGGGUUCAGUUUAAAACAAUUGCAGUAAUACAUACAGUGCUUUUUUAUAUAAAAAAAAUGUUUGGGGGUACAUACAUACAUUAUAUAGAUAUGGUGUCAAAGACCAGGUUAAAGAAAUGCAUCUAUUGUCCUUUCACAUUUGCAGGCUUCAAAAUGCUUCACUUCCUCAUAAUCAGUGUUAGCUGCUGUUCCAGGAACAUAGCAAGCUGCUUUUUCCUCUUAGGCCAUUGGAGAAUCUAGCUCACCAUUGUCUACACUGACUGGCAGCUACUCUCUGUGAUUUUAUACGAGGGUCUUCCCCAGCCCUACCUGGAGAUACUAGGGAUUGAAUUGAGGCCUACUGCAUACAAAGCAUGUGCUCCACAACUGAGCAGUGGCAUAUCCCAAAUCAGAAUGGUUAAAGUGUGAUUACAUAAAUCGUGAUUCUGUUCUUCCUGUAUCGGUACAUGUAAAUUAAUGUAUUCCAGAGUAAAUGUAGAUAAACUAUUCCAGAGUUGUUCAAGUGGUCUGAUUUGUGGAUUCUGUUGCCUUGAUCGUUGCUCCCCCUAAAAUCCCUUUAUGUGAGAAUACAGUGUAAAUAGUCUUUAAGCCUUCAGGAUCUGGUAAACUCAGAGAAGGCCAUUUAUCCUGUGUUUAAUGCAGCUCUGGGGGAACAUGAGCUAUAUCAGUGCAACUAAGUUUAAUAUUGUGUUGACAUGUUGAAGUUUGAAACCGUUAUCCUCAGUUGUGAAAAAAUGAUCCUACCUUCUAAAAAGUUUAGAAUAAUCAAUGGGGGGUCAUGAGUAUUGAAGGUUAACUGUUCUUUUCUAGUUUCUUGGUUUUGACCCUGUUGAAUUUCCCCAUCCCCUCUUCAUGUGUAAGCAUGUAACUUGCAGAGAUCAAUUUAUUACUUAAAGAUAAAAGAUAAAGAGGGCAUUUCAUGUCAGAGGCAUCAUGUCUGAGAAGGCUCCCUCUCCUGAAGGUGUGGGCCUUAUAUGAUGAAUAAAUGACUCAUGCAAGCUCAGAUGGAAGAAUUUCAUUCUCCAAGCCCUUAUUGGUAACUUGCAGGACUAACCCAGUGGUUUAAAAUAUUUUUCCUGGCCUUUAUAAAUUCAAGGUUUUAAAAUGGAAGACAGGUAAAGCAGGAGAUUCAUUCCAAGUUCAUUGGACAAAGUUCCAACAAUCAGCUGCUGCCUCUUGGAGCUUGUUUUUUUCCCUUCAUUCCCCCUCCUGCCUUUCCCUUUUGUAAGCAGUAUGCCAUUAAUAUGAUAAAUACUUUUAAAAGACACUUUAGAUACAUGAGUAGGCAGACUAAUAUUUACCCUUUGAGUGCUUUGAAGAAGUGUCAUUUUGUCUUUUUAGACACCCUUUUAUGAAGCUAAUACCAAGGAUAUUUUGACACUUUUACACGUGAUGAGAUGGGACAAAAGAUUGUAAAUAAAGCCAUGUUGUCUAUAUUUUCAAACAGGGGCAAAAUGAAUCAACAGGGAUUCAGUGGAACAUCAUAGAGCACACUACUAAAAGCUUUUAGCAAUUGGAUGGUGGUGUUCUACACCAAGUCUGGAAGAAUUUCUUUGGCUGCCCACUCUUCCAAGCCAAAUAACAGUUUGGGAUCCAAAUACCUGAAGGAACACCUCUCCCUGUAUUAAUCUGCCUAUGCCUUAAGAGCUCCAGAGGAAGCUUUUCUUUGCAUUCCAUUGUUAGGGGAAGUGUUCUCUGUGGUGGCACAUCACUAUACAAGCAUGGCAGACACCAGUGUUCAAAUUUUCUUAGUUGGGCAUCUUAAAGUUUUCUUUGUGUUUGCUUCAGCUCCCUUUUGUUUUUGUUUUUUUUAUAAGCUUUGUUCUGUUUCUUUCUGUUUUUGUCUAUAAGUUGGUGGCUUAAUUUUGUGCUGAACCCACCCUGAGGGAUAUUUAUAUGAAGGCAGUUCUUCUCCAAUUCUAAUAGCAGUCUCUCCAAGGAAAUAUUUAUCUAUGGUUUAGCUUGGAUAGCUUUCACAUAAUAGCUAAAGAAUCUGGAGUUCACACCAGAUUUCUGUGUCUUGGUUCUCUUGAAUUGCUUUUUACUACCUUUGUGCUAUUCUGUCAAGGCCUCUUACUCAGAAGCAACAUUCCUUUAGAAUAAUAUGUACCCAAUUCUCCAUUUUAUCGUUCCUCCAUCAUACUCAAGCUAACUCCAAAUGUUUUAUGAGAACACUAUAAAGGGAAUUUAGCUUAACCUCAGGUGGUCCUCUGAGGUUAAUUUGAGGAGUGGCCCAUUGGUUCAAGGGCAAGCAGUUAUCUCUACAUGAGGAUAAGCUGUUGACUUCUGCAAAUAUUUUAUAAUCCUUGGGGCAUAUAAUGACUCUUUCAGUGUGCAGCUGUUUUCAGUCAUCUAGUGAUUUUUUGUUUUAAACAAACCUCUGCAUAUAAUACAAGGGUAUGAACAGAAUCUAGUUGUGAUGGCUUUACCACCCAUGAUGCGGGGAUACCAGUGCACAUCUCAGCUGAACUGAUAUUGGGUUUGAGUGGCCCUGGUGAGCUUAUCUGAGGGCAGGCAACUGUGCACCAAACAGCUGGGGGAGCAGCUACCAUUUUCAUUUCCCACAAUUCCACCAAAGCAUCAUUGCUAGACUAUAAUAAGCUUUUAUCUGCUGUCAACUUGUGAAUUCCAAAGUAAUCUGACAGUGCACAAGCAUCUUGGACCUAAGUAGGAGAGAAGCCCCCACAGUAAUUCCUUGGAAAUGUAAAAAUAUUUACACUGAUCCAGAAGAUAUUAAAUGUCUUGGGAAAUAGGGAAAUGGAGUGGUUAGUUAUGCCCACUGCCCCAAAGUUAAUGGAUUAAAUAACAGUGUUCUUACCUCUUUACUAGUAUUGAUUUGUUGUGCUUUUCUGCAUAAAACGUAUCAGAACCUGGAUUAUUGAAACUAGAGGCUUCCAAAAUGCAUUUUCUUCCAUGUUAUUACUUUAGCUGACUACAAAAUUGUGUUGAAAUUAAAAUAAAACUUAUCCUUGAAGAGGGCAACCAAUAAAGGAAUAAUAGACAUACCUUGUCAAUUAGAGAAAAUUAAAUGCAUUGUUGUAAUGUGACAGGUUUUAUUAUUAGUCACUAACUUUGAAAAUGCUGCAUUUUGUAGGACUGCAGUUUCAAUAUCUCUUGUGUUUAAGACUGUGGAUAUCUACAGUCAGCUUCAGACUUCUAUAAUCCGGCUUUCCUACAUGUCUUUUCUUUAAUGGCACUUUUCUUUCUAGUGAUAAGCGUGAAAUUCUGCUUGCAAGAGGUUUUUGCAGGCAGUGUAAAACACUUUUCAGAAAGCUGCAUAGAUACCAGAGUACACUGAUGUGUAUUGUCCUUUGCAGCCUCAGUUUGAGGUUCAAAGGUAAACCCUGUACAUGUUCUCCUCCCCACAGAAAUUGUACUCCUUUGCUGUUCACUUUCAAAGAAUGGUGGGUGAGCAGACUGUAAAGCCACUUGCCCCAGCCACAUGCUGUAAGGAAGAUAUCUGAGCAAAGUGCUGUUAGCUUCCUCAAAUAAAAAUGUUAAGGCCUGAAAAAUAUCUCUGCCCACUUCUUUCCCAUUUCCCCCCUCCAUCUUCACAUCUUUGUCAUGCAGCUUAGAGCAUGUAGCUGUUAGGAAGGGAAGGAUUAAAUGGUCUUUGUCCCAAUUGCCUGGAAUAUAAAAUGCACACAACAGGCUGUAAAUUGUGUUCAUUACCCCAAGCAGCCAUGAUCCCCAUGUGAACUCCUGUGAUGCAUACAAUUGCUGAACAGGGAUUGAGGAGCCUCAGGGAACAUUAUGUAAGGAGGCAGCCCAGAUGGGGCUGUUUUUAACCUCUCUUUUUCUUGCUGUCAUGUACUGUGAAGAAGCUCACUGUUACAGACACACUAAAAGAACUUGAGCUACUUAACUGGAAGUUUUGAGGUGUCCCCUAUGUACUCUAAUGGUGUACUCUACUGCUGGAGCAGGUAGCUAAAGAAUAUUUGGCCCAGCUAGCUUACUACAUGUGUCCAGGGAAUGAGGUGGUGAAGUUCAUCACUUCAAUGGUGAUGUCAUCACGUCUUGAAUGGGGUACAUCUGUUUGGUGCAGGGGUAGAAAGACAUUGAGAUCCCUCCCCUUGUGCUGCAAAGAAACUUCUGUGGCAAACUCAUUGGGGUCUAUAGGGUUUGCUAGGUAAUUAAAGUACUUGAAAUAGGUUGGUGCCUCUUUAUUGACAUUUCUUUUGGUUUGAAGUUGGUAAGCUAUCAAGUUACUUCAUAUAUCCAAUCAACUAGUUCUUUAGCAACAAAACCUCUUCACUCUUCUGGGUCUUCUCUAUGCAGCCAUGAACUUCACUAAUCAAAGAUAAUAUCCUGUUAUUGUUCAAUUUGACUAUUACUUUGGAUUAUACCUUCCAGGAUGAAUGGCAGAGGGCAGGGUAGGUAGGUAUGUUUACUCCUUCAUGUGACUUAUGCCUCUAUUGUCAAAUCAUAGCUACCCCCAAAUUCACAUGAAUCUGUCUCAGAACAGCUGAUUAUAUAAAUUAUGUAAACAAUUGAGUUAGUGGCAGGCUCUUACAACUUUGGUUUUAUGCAGAGUAAACUUGAUUAUGUAUCUCUCAGUGUGUAUACACACACAGACAAAUAAAUGUUUCUCACUUUCCACAUGCACGCGCGCCCCCCCAAAAAACUCUUCCUCUACAGUGGUACCUCGGUUGUAAAACGUAAUCCGUUCCGGAAAACCGUUCGUUCAACUUCCGAAACAUCUGACAACCAAGGUGCAAUGGGCGGUCGGCAAAUUCCAUUGAGAAAAUGGAGAAACAUGCCUCGAAGCCGUUCAACUUCUGAGGCACGUUCAAAAACAGAAGCAUUCACUUCCAGAGGUUCUGAUUCAUUUGGCUUCCAAAAUGCUUGAAAACCAAGCUUCCACUGUAUAGCUUUUGCCAUCCGAAUUAAGCUGUAUUGUUCAUCUUUUCUUACUGGUAAUGUAUACCAGUGUCAAAAUCUUUGAAAAUGAAACACCAAUAAUCUGUUUCAGCUGAACUGGUGCUCCAACUAUGGUCAAAUUCAUUGCUUAGGAACUGAAGGAAGGAAGCUUUUGUGGUUCUGUUAAGAAUUGGAUAUAGAGUCACUAUUCAUUAGCAUCUGUUGAGGCAGGAGUGCCCACCCAUGCACAUACUUUGUAGUGUUUCUCUCAGUGUUAAGACACAUCUUGCUGUAAUGUCUUAUAGUUUGAAGUGCACAACAGACCUUUCUUCAUACCCAGUUCCAUACUCAAUUCUGGAUGACAGUAUUGAUCUUCAAGCCUUACUCAAGUUUCUGAGCUGUGUUGGCUGGCCAGCCUCUGAAGAGUGUCUGAAUUAUUGGGUGCACAUUAUUGAUGAAAGAACUCACUUGCUUUUGUAACAAGUCUAGUAUGCAGCACAGUAUGGUCAAGAUGCUGCUGUGCCAUAAACGUCAAUAUUUGUCAGCUUUUAAAUAAUCCUUCCUUCAAAAUUCAUGGCAACAAACAAAUAAGAAAUUAUACACACACAGGGGGAGAGAGAGAGAGAGAUGUUUGUAUGCAGUUAAACACUGAAACAUUAUUUAAAUUUGGUGGAUUGGUAUUUUUUAAACUAAAAUUGCUAGCAACUGAUGGCCUUCACACUCUGGCAGAAGGGGUGGGGCAGGUCUCUCUAGGCAGGAAAUUCCAAAGUCUGGGUAUGCACACUCAAAAAGACCCUGCUCUAGUCCUAAUCAACCAUGAUUUUGGAACACAUAAAAAUACAGUGGUACCUUGGUUUAUGAACUUAAUUCAUUCCAGAAGUCCGUUCUUAAACCGAAACCAUUCUUAAAUCAAGGCAUUCUUUCCCUAAUGAGGCUUCCCACUGCCGGUGCCCUUCUACCGUUCGGCUUCUGUUUGUACACCAAGAUAAAGUUCAUAGACCGGGACACUACAUCCGGUUUUGCAGAGUUCAUAAACCGAAUAGUUCAUAAACAGGGCUGUUUUUAAACCAAGGUACCACUGUACCCAGCUACCUACUUGGCCAUGGGUUAUAACUGCAGACAUCUCUGAACAGAAACGCAGGGUUCAGGAGAAAGCAUGAAGUCAUAAUAGCCUGUAGUCUGUUCCAUUAGUGGUGGAGAGGAGGGAGUUCCUUGUCUGACACAGUGCUCUGUAAAGCUUCUGGAACAGGCCUCCAUCGCCUUCCAGAAGACAACUGCUUCACACCUGGUGUUUUUACCUGGCUGGAAUGUGUCCUUGAAAUCUCAGGAUGGCUGUUGCGUGCCAUGAUGGAGUACAGAGAGAUGUGUCAGUGUAUGUAGGUACUACCCUACAUUACAAAAGUAAAGCUUACAUUUGUUGCCCUGGGCACACUUGCUUCUGACCCUGCCUGCCACUGGCAUGUGACCCAUGGAACAUUUCCCAGAAGGGAGUGCAACCCUUGGGCUGAAAAAGGUUCCCCAUAUUUAGAUACUUGAAAAAAAUAUUUGAGAAUAUCUGACAAGCUAGCUGGUGGGUGUUCUCUCUUGAUGAGUGAUAUGCCUGCUCAGUGCUACUCCAGUGUGUGUUCCUUAUUCCCAGUUGUUGUUGUUUAAGUAAAAUUACCCUAACGAGCAAAGGAAAAUGUAAGGAAAUGGAUAAGAGGGGGGAUAAAUAAGCAACCAGUAUUCAUUUGGUUUCAUUUUGCAGUCCAUGGAACCUCAUAAAGACAAAAGCUAACUAUAGGCAAAAUUACUAAACCAUCCUUGAGUGUUGUGAUUAGAAACUUUGAAUCAUCCUUAAACACCUCUCUAUUAAAGUGGCAAGUCUAUGCAUUUCAGACUCCCUGUAGCAGCAGAGGAUGCUGCUUCCUGUUGUUCCAAGCAAAUCCUGUUUCAAGUACCGUGGGGAACAAACAUCCUUUUACAGCCCAUAUGUUGCUGUAUUCAUUUCCUUGUAGAAUACAAUCAUUAUGUAGGAGAAUGUUUUCCAACUAGUAGUUGUCUGAAGUAUGGUAUCAGAGUAAUAUGUUGAAGUUUUCUAUUGAAAUAUUGAUCUGAUGCUUCAAACUUCUUAUCCUUGUCUCUCUAUAUUAGUGCAGAGUGCAGAGAAGUAUAUAUCUAGAUAAGGGUUGGUGCCUUCAGUAAGCCUUUGUGGAAUGCAUAGUUUAUUAAAUGUAAAUGAUAGCUUUCAUACUCCAAUCCUGUCUAUAUAAUAAAACAAAUCCAAUAUAUAAGUAAUAACAGUACUAGAGUAUAAUUUAUAGACUUACUCAAAUUCAUGAAUAUGCCUUCUGGUCAUAAGAUGGAUCUUUUAAUUAUGCAUCUACUUUAUUUGGCUCCUUUACUUCUUUAUAACUCACCCUUCUGUAAGAAUAAGGAGGCUUAAUGAUGAAAAUAAACAGCAUCAAAAACAAAAAUAAAACCACCAUACAAAAUACAGCAAAACAAUAGCAAGCACGACAUUAUAGAAAUGGUGUCACUCCUACUACUACCUGGCCUGCCAGAACAAAUAGAUUGUGAACUGCCUCUUGAAUGAAUUUGGUGUGGGACUAUGACUGCUGUCCUUGUAGACUAAGGAUUGUGAACAUAAUAUGAGUGAUGCUGAAAGAAGGAAGAGUAGCAGAAUCCCUUCCUAUCUACCUGAUCCCGAAACUAUUUGACAGUUGGUUUGAGGCUGUCCUGAAGAACCUAAUGAGCCGUGCUGGAUCACACCAAAAGGCCUGUUUAGUCAAACUUCUUGUUGAAACAGGUGCUUGUGGAAAGCCUGCAAGCAUACACAAGUGCAACAGCAUUCUCCCCAUGUGUUUUCCAGCAGCAGGUAAACACAGUGCUAGUAGCCAUUGAUAUACAAUUGUUUUCAUGUAUUUGAGGAUUACACUUAAAAUUAUCCAAGUGUAGAGGCUAAUCUUGGGGGAAAGUUACAAUUCAGAUUCAAGUUCUUCAAUAACUUUCAGAUGGAUGCCAUUCAGAUCCGGUUAUUUGUCAAUUCUUAAUUUGUCAGUAAGGCGUAGAAUUUCAACUCUUGGCAGUGCUUAACAACACAAACUCACCAACAGCAUACAAUUCAAUAAGGCUAACUUAACCCAACAACUCCCCCCACAAUGCACAAACAAAUCUCACUGCAGCCAACCAAAGACAAUCAACAACACUCUAGACCACUCCGACCUCUCUCACCACUAAGGAAACAUAACAAGCGAAUAGAAAGAGAACCUACCCAAGUGACACUGACACAAAACCCCACACAUACACUAAAAGAACAUAAGCUUUACCACCACCCCCUCUCUUCUGCCCCCCUUUUCUUCCCAACCCUAUACUGCAUAUAGCACUAAUGUCUCAAAACAAAUGUAACUGAUCUGCAGAAAGAAACAAUACAUAUGCUUUUAUAAACGAGGAAAAUCUUUAAUAAUUUUUUUUUAAAAAAAAAAAAAACCUUGGCAAUGCUAUUUUCCUCAGUUCCUCCGAAUUGCUCCCUGAUAAAUUUAAUUCUGGUGCUGGGAUCUGCUCUACAUCUUAUGCUGUAAAGGCAGAUGCAAAGAAUCCAUUCAUGGAAAUCCUCUUUUCCUCCUUUAGCAUACCUUUGACUACUUAUUUGUCCAAUCAGCUUCCAUGCUUCUAAUGUAUUUAAAGUUAGUGUUAUUUGCUCUUUGUUUUUAGUGAUGUGCAUCUCAAUUUCUUUUUUUGCACCCCUUAUUGCAUUUGCUUGCAUUUCUUUUGCCAAAAUUUGUCUUCCUUUUUGCUCUCCUCAUUUUCCUUUCUCUCAUAGCUUCCUUGCCUCUACUUGUUAACUAUUCUGGCAUCCUCUUGGCUCUGGUUGUACCUUUUCCAUCAGCAGGUAUAAGGGAAGAAAAUAAGAACCACAAAAAUGAACAUGGCAUGAGUUUGUAUUACCUCUUGUAAAAUUUGGUGGUGGAUAAACACGAAAAUCAUUGCUAAUACUGUACCAGAAUCACUAGAAACACUUCUAUUUAGAACUAGAUGAAAUUAUCAAACAAAGAAGAGGCACCUUAUAUCUAGCACCAGACUGGCCACCUUAUCGGUACACAACUAAUAAUAGGAUCAUAGCUGCAAAGUUGAGUAGCUUAGUUCUCAAAUUCUUUAUGUAUAGAUACAAAGCACUAGAUAUACUUCAGCCAAUAAAUACCAGGAAAAAUAAUGAUGAUAACAUGGUGUAUUUGGGGGUGGGUGGGUGAUGGUGGCUAUCAUAUGAGCCUCUGGCCUGAUCUAGCAAGCUGUUCCCAUAUUGUACCAGCAUGGCAUGUGACUCUGAUGUGAGUGUACAUUAGUUAUAUACCCCACCUUUCACCUUAAGAAGCUCAAAGUGGUGUGCACAACACAGUUAUCUGUGCAACAGUUGAUGCAAUACAACAGUUCAAGAAAGUUGAUGAGAGUAGAAAAGCUGACCCAGCAGGCAAAGGGUUGGGCUAGAAUGUAUUUGCAUGGAGUGCUUUAUGUGAGUAUCAUUCAAAAAUGUUUAUUCCGCUACAGUAUCUGUAGUCUGAAAUAGUAAUCUAUUCUAGACUUCAUUCCAAUCUAAUUCUUCUGCAUGGGUAGAUCCACUUAAACACCUAUCUGUUAGCCUGUGCUUAUUUAACUUUAUACUGUGAGAUUUGUAGAGCUAGUAGUCAACAUACUCUUGCACUUGAUCUGCUUUUUCUCCACUCUUUCCUGCCUCCCGGUUCAUAGUCAUAUACUAUCCAGCUUGUGGAUCACAAUACAGUUGUUGUUUGUUUAUUUAUUUAAAUGAUUUAUAAGCUGCCCUUCAUAAAGUAAACAAUCUCAGGGCAGGGUACAUUGAAACUAAUGAAACAUAUUCUGAGAUAAAACAUGUUUUCUCCCUCCAGCCAUUUGCCUUUUUUCAUUUCUAUAACUGCAAGGUGGUUGUCUGUGGGCAUUCCACAUAUAUAGUGAUAACUGAAACGUCCCUUAGGCUGUAUCUUCAGGUUUCUGAUGAGUGAAUGUGUGUGUGUCAAGUGAUAAGGAAAUACUGACAGCUGUUUCUGUACGUCACUUGGGUCAGCUGGUUUGUAUGAUCUUACAUGUUGGUGGUUUAUAUAACAAAAUUUUAGAGAUGAGGAAAACAAAGUUAACAAAUUGCCUACUAUUGUUCUUUUCUCACAUUUAAGUGGCUUUAAAAUAAAUGAAUAUUUAAUGUAUUUUUGUUGCUUUUGUUAUCUACUCAUGCUGGCUUCUGUUAUGUAGACUGAAAAGGUACCUUUCUGAAAUACUCAUGCUGUCUGAGAGCCAGUGUGGUGUAGUGGUUAAGAGCGGUAGAUUCGUAAUCUGGGGAACCGGGUUCGCGUCUCCGCUCCUCCACAUGCAGCUGCUGGGUGACCUUGGGCUAGUCACACUUCUCUGAAGUCUCUCAGCCCCACUCACCUCACAGAGUGUUUGUUGUGGGGGAGGAAGGGAAAGGAGAAUGUUAGCCGCUUUGAGACUCCUUCGGGUAGUGAUAAAGCGGGAUAUCAAAUCCAAACUCUUCUUCUCUUCUUCUUAAGUCCACAUUGUGUCUAAGGGAAGGCACAUAUGUUAAAUUUGUGUUAACACAUAUGUAUGCUUCUUGGGAAACAGGGAUUGCCUGCAGCUGCUUGUCAAGCUUGCAGUCAGUGGCAAAUGUAAGUUUGCUGCCAUGUAAUGUAUGCAUUGACUUAUGUGGCUGUUUUUGUAAGAAUAUAUUUAAGGAACUUAAAGUACAGUAGCUUAUAACCACUUAUGUUGAUGUGUUGUUCAGAACUUUGUGUAUUCAGGUAUAUGGCCCACAACAAAUACAGUGCUGUGGUCUCUAAAAUACCUAAAAUGGGUCAAAGAAACAUCAACUUGCUUAGAGGAAUCUUCAGCAAAUAUUCUGUUACUUCUCCUGUGCCUUAUGCAAGUCUACAGAUUGCUGAUAUCCUAAGCAUUCACAUCUACCAAUGUUGUUUUGUAAGGUCGUCGAUAUUUCAGUGAGCUCUAGUUACGGCCAAACUAUAUCUUCUUAUGAAGUGAAGCUGUGGUCCAUCAGCUGUUGCUUCCUCCUCCUUUUACAAUACAAAACAAACCAUUAUAUGAAAGUAAAGCUGCUGUUAAUGUCCCUGUGAUGACAGGAUUUAUUGUGAGGCAAGAAUCCUAGUGCAUUAGCACUUUUCUCCAGAGGCUGUUGUGGAUGAGCCUCUUGGCUUAUUCUCUGUCAUCUGCAAGUCCCAAAUUCAAUCCCAGAUCUGCCUCCAGGGUCCUGGAACAGUGCACCUUCUGGUCUGAUUAUGUCUGGUAUUUGAACAGCAAUCUGCUGAUUUUAAAAAGCCAGUUAUACUUGCAUUUAUUUUAAAAAUGUACUUACUGAUUUAUUUGUGUCUACCUAAAUGACUAAUUCAAAAGAACUAAUUCUAAUAGUCUUUUCAUAACUCCUGGUGGUGUAUCUUGUUGUAGGGGCUUUGUCAGACAAUGUUACAAGUCUACCCCUGUUACUGGAAAUGCACAUUUUUAUUAUCUAAAAUGCUCUGAGUAGGGUUUUUUGUUUGUAAUUAUGGGAUAUGACUACUUUAAUACUUUAACAAUCACAACAUCUGCUAGUGAAAAUAAGAUUACAAAUAAAUGUAAACAUCCCAAACUACCAGCAAAUAAAGUACUAGACCCCAGUGACUUUCCCUAAUAGAAAAUUCUUGUAGCCCCUUCUGGAAGCAAUCGGAAAGGUGCUCUGGCAGAUCUUUGGGAAGUCAUUUAACAGCCCCAAGGCGACCAUUGAAAUAACUCAUCCAAUGAUGGGACCUGAAACAAGGCACUAAAUGCUGAUUUUAAUUAUAUAGGAGGCUGGUACUUACAGGGAGAAGCAGUCCCAUAUAUCUUUCUUCUAUGGCGAUCACUCAUAGCCAAGUAAGAUUGUCUUCCAUGAAAACGGUCUUAACAGUGAGUCCGUAAGUGACUGUGGAAGCCAAUUCUGAUAAUAAUUACUUUUCAAUUACAAUCCAAAAAUAACCUCAUUAUAACAAUACCAAUUUAUAAUACAAUUACUAAUACCAGUCGUUCAAAUACUGAAUUAUAUACAGUGGUACCUUGGGUUAAGUACUUAAUUCGUUCCAGAGGUCCAUUCUUAACCUGAAACUGUUCUUAACCUGAAGCACCACUUUAGCUAAUGGGGCCGCCCGCUGCUGCCGCCGCGCAAUUUCUGUUCUCUUCCUGAAGCAAACUUCUUAACCCGAGGUAAUAUUUCUGGGUUAGCGGAGUCUGUAACCUGAAGCGUAUGUAACCCGAGGUACCACUGUAAUUUAGAUAAGGUGGUUUGAUGGUUUUCUUUAUUUCUGCAUUCCAAAAUCUUGUUGUUGUUGUUUAGACGUUUAGUCGUGUCCGACUCUUCGUGACCCCAUGGACCAGAGCAUGCUAGGCACUCCUGUCUUCCACUGCCUCCCACAGUUUGGUCAAACUCAUGCUGGUAGCUUCGAGAACACUAUCCAACCAUCUCGUCCUCUGUCGUCCCCUUCUCCUUGUGCCCUCCAUCUUUCCCAACAUCAGGGUCUUUUCCAGGGAGUCUCUCUUCUCAUGAGGUGGCCAAAGUAUUGGAGCCUCAGCUUCUGGAUCUGUCCUUCCAGUGAGCACUCAGGGCUGAUUUCCUUAAGAAUGGAUAGGUUUGAUCCCACUGUGAAUGGUUCAUUUUGAGAGCCAUUGUAAGCAGUCCCAUAAAUAUGUGGGUCCAAGGGUAUGAAGAGUUAGAUUCUAACAAUCAGCUGCUUGUCAGGGCUUGCAGGGGUGAAAACAAGUCACCUGAUGUCAUUGUGAUGCCAGGCGAUUGACAGAUAUCUUCGCACCCUGUCAGUUGACCUGCAAGCGGGGAGGGACUUUGAAUUGAUACCGGAAGCUAACUGGUAUUCAGGAUAAUCAUAGUGGGGUUGGUUGCAUAUGCUCCUGCCACUCUCCAUGCUCUAGGAGAUGAACAUUUUGUACUAGCUGAAGUUUCUAAGCUGUCUUAAAGGCAGCCCAUGUGGAACACAUUACCAUAAUUCAGAGCUUUCCAAACUGUGUGUCGUGACACAUUAGUGUGUUGGCUGCAGUGUCUGGGUGUGUCGUGCAAUAUGUGACCAUAUAUCUUAUAAGGGGUUAGUUUUACCUCUGGUUUGCUAGUAAAACUGAAUUACUGUGUUGCAAAAUGAUGCAUAUCUAAAAUGUGUGUCACCAACAUGAGAAGUUUGGAAAGCUCUGCCAUAGUUGGUCUAAGAAGUUAGAAGAAUUGGAGUUUGGGGAAAGUUAUUCCUUCUUCAAUAAUGGAGUGUGGUCUAUAGCUGUUACCAGUUCUUGUCACGGGCAUCUUCUGCCUCUACUUCAGGGGUGUCUUAUAGUCCAAGAGGGCAUACAGGCAAUGAAACUGUUCUAAUGAGCUAAUACCAGGUCUAUCAUUCUCUUGCUGGAUCACUGUUUACUGUCUUUGGUUUUUUAUAUUGUGUAUAAACUCCUUUAGCCUUUACAAGACAGCAUAAUAGCUGGAUCUAUUAUUUUCCCAAUGUGGGAGCUUCCUGUGCAAAUAGUGACUCUGUUUUGCCUCAUAUGUAAUGCAGCCUUUGAAACACAGUGUUGUUAAUUGUCAACAGAUUGAGCAAAGUACAAUGUAAACAGAUCAUAAGAACAACUUUGAGAUGGGCAGCUGCAGGUGACCAUUUUCCUUUUUCCUUAUAUAGAUACAACUGAAAGCUUGCCAAGAAUUGAGAUUAUUACUUGACUACAGCAAACAUAGGUGUAGGGCCUGGUAGAUGCAAUAACUUUAAGAGUUGCUGGGUGUAUUUGCGCAUGAACAGAUUCACAACCUUGUGCUUAUGACUUUUGCUUUAGUUGUGCUAAAAGUUGGUAAAUAACAAUACGUAUAAAGAGCUUAAAGGGCCCCAAAGUCUUAAUAAACUAACUCCUGUUUAAUUACAAAUUCAGUAUGACUAGAGAAGCAGAGUUGGAAUGUGGGCUAAGCUGAAAACAGCUCAGACCGGUUUUCUGUGCCUUGCCAAUGCAGCAGUUCCAGCAGGAUAUGGACAACAUCAUUGGUGUUCAAUGCAGUGCCUGCAUUCCUACCUUGCCCUCUAGAUAUGUAGUUACCAAACAGAGUUUCAUACUUGGUGGAUAACUAAGGCCCAAUUCUGACUUUAAUUUCUUGGUAUCCUUUUGGGACAGACAUAGGGAAACAGAGAAUUGCUACAGGCAUGAGAGUUCCUCGUGCUCCAGCAGUGAUUAGACACACAAAUCUUGGUCCACUAGAUUCAGAACAGGCAAAAAAGGAAGUGUGAAAUAACACAUUCACUACUAUAUGAUGUGUUGAUGGCCACUAACUUGAAUCCUUAUUUAAAGGGUUAUAAACAAAUGAUUGAGGAGACCUUUGUUGACAUUUUUAACCAUGAUCAUUAAAUGAUACUUGCAUGUUCAUAGACAAUAUUCCACUGAAAACUAAUUGCUUGAAUGGGAAGGGAUAACUGCUUUCAAGUCCUGAUUGAUGGAUUUCCAGCGGCAUCUGGCCAUUGUCAGCACAGUGAAAUCCAUUACACUUCAUUACUGGAUGGGCCCCAUUAUAUUACUGAAUCAGGCACCCUGCCGGAGGGUGUAAAGCCAGGGCUGCCCUGCUACAGGCACAGGGCUCUACUCCUUGCCAGCUUUCUACCAUGUGCACACGAUACCACGACUGCAGACCAGCUUCUGCCUUCCAACUUGGUCAGAGAACCCCUCCCACAAUCAACUGGCAGCUGAAUAUGGGCUGUAGGAGUGGAGACAGCAGUGACACCUGCUGGACCCUGGACUCCCCAUUCAGUGAAGGCUCAAAUCCAGCAGGAAGAAAUCCAUCAGAUGAUGCUCUUGUGAUCAUGACUUAUAAGCAGGGAUGUUGCAAGAGUGUUUAGCAGAGGAGUUUGAUGGGGAUGCCCAGAGUGCUGUCUUACAGUGUCUUACAGUGUGACCUGAAACACCUGUGCUAUGUUUGUCUUCCUGACUGAGAACAUGGAAAACUACACCUGCAGCAAGUGCAAACUGGUUGCCUUGCUGGAAGAGAAGAUAUAGCAACUUGAGGCCCUCCUAUCCACACUUCAUGCUAUCGGGCAAGAUGAAGAAAUUCUUGCUAGACCAGAGUGUACUGUCCUGGAAUAGAGAUGCAGGUAGAGUGCCCUUAGGGGGGAGGAAGAUCUCCCAAUGCAGGAGACGAACCCCAGGAGGAACAAAAAAGCAGGACUGUCGGGAGCUAUGCCAUGUCAAGGGUCUGGAAACAAAACCCUAUGAGGAACUGUUGAGGAAAUUGGGUAUGUUUAGCCUGGGAAAGAGGAGACUGAAAGAAGAUAUGAUAGCCAUCUUCAAAUAUCUAAAGAGCUGUUACAUGGAAGAUGGAGCAAGCUUGUUUUCUUCUGCUCCAGAGGCUAGGUCCUGAAUCAAUGGCUUCAAGUUACAAGAAAGGAGAUUCUGACUAAACCUAAGUAAGAACUUUCUGACGGUAAGGGUUGUUUGACAAUGGAACAGACUCCCUCGGUAGGUGGUGGACUCUCCUUCCUUGGAGGUUUUUAAGUAGAGGUUGGAUGGCCAUCUGUCAUGCAUAUUUAGUUUGAGAUUCCUGCAUUGCAGGCGGUUAGACUAGAUGACAUUCAGGCUCUCUUCCAACUAUACAAUGAUACGGUUCUAUGAUUCUAUUAUUAUGGUUUAGCAUUAUAAUUAAAACUUAAUAUUUUUCAAAGCCAGGGUUCAAAUCCCUACCCAUUGGAUGACCUUGGGCCAGUUACUGUUUCAGCCAAACUUACCUCACAGGAUUGUUGUGAGAAUGAAAUUGGGAGGGGGAGAACCAUGUACACCAUCUUUUGUUCCUUGGAGGAAAAGAAGAAUAUAGAUGUAAGAAAUAAACAUUUGCAACCAUAGCUUAGAAAGAAAUAUGUUUUUCCAUUUGUCUGUUGGUAGUUAACAACUUAUCAGGCCCAGGGCUUUUUCAUUUAGCACCAACCUGCAACAUUAAAACAACUUUUAUCAUACUCUUAUAUCUUGUUAGUCUCUUUCUCUGUGCCUUGUUUUGUGCUCUCUCCUAAUUUUUUGUCUUUUGCUCUCUCUCCCCUUCUUCCCAUCUCUUAAAUGAUCAUGGAUCUGCUGCAGUGACCCAUAUUUGGAUGGAGCAUAGCCCCAUUGUGUCUUCCACAUAGCUAGACACAUUAAACCACAUUUGUGUAAUUUCCUGCCACUGAAUUGAGCCUGGCAUGCCAGACAUGAAGCCACUUUGGCCUAGUGGGUGGAGAGCUGGACUAGAACCUGGGAGGCCAGAAUUCAAAUUCCGACUCCAUCAUGAAGCUCAGCCUAGCCAACAAGGUUGUUGGGUUGAAACUGAGAAUGCGGGGACAGUAUAUGUUGCCUAAAGCCUCAUUGAAGGAAAAGUGGGAUAUAAAUGUAAUAGUAAAUAAAUGGUAAAAUGGUAAACUUUUUUGUUUUCAUGCCUGAGACUGCAACAUUUUCAGGCAUCUGAUAGGCUACAAUUACGUGGCUAGUGGUUUGCAUUUUAUCUUAGAGUGUCAUGUUGGGUAGACCUGCUAUAAGCAAUAGAAUCAAACUGGUUUGUACAUUGUCCACCAACAGAGCAUAUCCAUGUGACUGAAUGCUUGAACUUCAGUUUUUAAUUUCAUACUUUGAUCCAAUGGUCUUUCUCACCGAAAACUCUUUAAUAUGUAAAUUCAUAAUGUCCAGCCCAGGGAGAUGUGGAUGGCACAUAAACUAGAAACAGAGUAAAUAACAAAUCAAAAAUGUAGCAAUAUAGUGAAAUAAAGUAACACAACUCCUAAUAAGAUCAAUCAACAGACUGGUGCUUCUCAGUAUGCAUAUAAAUAUAUGGAUAUUCACAGUUUGUUUGCUGAAGAAAACACCAAUGUUUCCCUACAACUGUUGUAAAGAUGGGAGUUUAAGGGGAGGCAGUUAAAGCACUCAGGUAUUUAAAGGCUGACUUUCAGCAGUAUCCCAAAAGCCUCUGUGCAAUAGUGCCACCCAGUGGCACAAACAUGUCAGUUUCUGCCUUAUUCAUUUGAAAGUUUGUUCAGUGUUAUGUAACAUACAUGGUUGGGGCAGUUGAGCUGUACUCCACCUCAUGAACUUGUCUGAACAAGCCUGAUGAUUUCAAAAGUGAAAUACUUGCUGCUGAAAUGAGUUCCUUUUUGUGAUACGAUUCCUUAUGAUACAUUGUAAUCAACUGUUUAUAAAAGCUGAAGAGCGUUAGUGUUCUGGAAUGCAAAGCAGAAGCAGAGGCUGGUUGCAUCAUUGACCCUGAUGUCUAGUGUAAUUGUGAAGGAGUUGCACUGACGGCCUUAAUAUUUUAAGAUCAAGUAGUGAUACUGCUGCUGGCCUGAGAUUUGUAUUAUGGAAGCGUUGCAUUCAUGGACAGUCCAGCACUGUGAAGAUUUACCUAAAUAAGAAGGAAAGCCUUUCACACUGACUGGAACCUUUCCUUAUAUUUGCAUAGGGUCAAACUAUAAAUUAUGUUAAUUGUAUCAUUGCAAUUCUCGUCUACUUUUUCACAUUUAAAGAGAAGAUGCAAGGGGGUGGGGUUGGAACCAUGGCACACAAUGAGGGGAUUUAGCUCUUCCCCUCAUACCCCAAGGUAUUGAUUUCCCCAAGCUGCUAAUAGGUUUGGAGAAAGGAAGCUUCAUUUGGCACUAAAGGAAAGCUUUCACAAUUAGCAUCAUGUCUGGCUUGGCCAAUGAUAUCACUAUGAAUUAAGUCCGGCCCAAAUAGUGACUGAAAUACUAUGAAUUAAAAAGCAGCCAACCUGAAGGCCUAAAACUAUUCCUUCCUAGGAAACUGAAAUAUUUGUUCAGCUUUGGGCUGGGCAGCUGCUUAGGAAUUGGCAAUAAAUAUUUUCUCUCUCUGCCAGGGCAAAGAACUGUGCUACCUUUCUAUUGGUACAUAAGGUAGCUACAGCAAUGUAUCUUCCAACGUGGGGGAGGCUGAAUAAGGUUGCCCCAUUUUUGUGACUUGUUGGGUUACUUCUGGGUUUGGGCCGGUGCUUGUAUGUGUGGUUGCACACAUAUUGAAUAAGCGUAAUCAGUUGCUACCUGUAUAUUAAAAACAGCUUUAAAGAGUUCAAUUACAAAAAUAACAGAGUGGGCCCUGAAGAUAUACCAUACUUUUCCAUGUAUAAGACAGGGUUUUUUUACUGGAAAAUUAUGUUUAAAAUAGGGGGUUGUCUUAUACAUGGGUAGUGCCCAGGGGGGACAUGGGAUUGGUUGAUGGCGCGAGCCAGAGAUGGUCUGCAGAGUGUUAUUGGUGUCUGCAGCAAGGGAUGUUGUUGAGUGGGUGUCGCUGUGGCAAUUGGGCAGGCAAUAGGCUGCUUCUGCUGGUGAGGGGACAGACGUUAGGAAGCUGUUGCGACAUGUGCGAGUGUUAGCGUCGGCCAUGUGGGUGAAUGAUUUUUGGCAACACCUCCCCUAAAAAAAGUUCAAGAACUCUGUGCAAUCCUCCACAAAAAAAAGCUCCACAACUCUGGGCAAUCUCCCCCCAUUUUCUUAAUUUUUAGUCCCCCAAAAUAGGAGUCAUCUUAUACAUGGGGGUAUGUUAUACACGGAAAAGUACGGUACAUCUCAGAUUGAGCCUGAGGAUUUUUAAUCAAUGGCUGUAAGUUGCUUUUUUUCUGUAAACAAAAGUAGUCAGGUUGUCUUGUCAAACAGGGUUUUAAUAGAAAUGACAAUAUAAAACAAAAUCUUUAUUUUACAUUCUAAGAAUAUAUGUGAACUGUUGUAAGUCAUGUGGGAGUUUGCCAAUGCAGGUGUGCAACUUAAAGGCUAUUCUUUGGAAAUAAAUGUUUUAACAUGUUUAUUGGGGGAUACUGUGGUAGGCUAAGUGCCCAGAAUGUUCCAGAAGCAUAGACUGCUCCUGGGCUGAACAGGAAGCAAAUUUUCAUUAACAGUUGGCAAUCUGUAACUCAGGGUUGGCAGCCUGUGGCUAGAUGACGACAUGUGCCCUUAGCCUACUUUCAUGUGACUGGAGCAGUGGGGAAGGGGAUUAUCAAAAGAGAAAUGGCCUUGCCUACUUUCAGCUGUGGUUCCAUCCACCACUGGCUUGUGUCCAUCAACAGAUUGCCUCCAAUGGAAUGCAGUCCCCACCCUUGUUAUAACUUAUUUGAGACCUGAGCUAGCUGUAGAUACUAGAUCAGGGGUAGCCAACAUGGUGCUUCCCCAGAUAUUGUUUGACCUCAUCUCCAGCCAGUGUAAGCUAUGGUCAGGGAAGAUGGGAGGUGUGGUUCCACAGCAGCUGGAGGGCACCACACUGGCAACUUGCACACUAGAUAGUUGGAGGAUAUUAAAAUAGGAGUGUGUCGCCAACUAUACUGGCGAGACACAGGACAGAGUUUUCUGGAGUUAGGGCUGCAUCCCAGUAGUACUUGGUUGGCUGGCAUCCAUCUGUCACUAGACAAUGGAGGAGUGCGCCUUCGGGGGUGAAGUAAUAAUAAUAAUAAUAAUAAUUAUUAUUAUUAUUCAUUAUUUAUACCCCGCCCAUCUGGCUGAGUUUCCCCAGCCACUCUGGGCGGCUCCCAAUCAAGUGUUAAAAAAACAGUACAGCGUUAAAUAUUAAAAACUUCCGUGAACAGGGCUGCCUUCAGAUGUCUUUUAAAGAUAGGAUAGCUGCUUAGUCUAACCUUUGGAGAGUUACAGCAUGUUUUGUUGCAGCUGAGGCAGAUGAAGAUAGCCAGUUCACUUUCCUUGAAAGAAUUUUUCCUCCAUGGUUCAUUCUUUACAGAGAAAAUGAUAUUUUUAGUGUGGGGUGUGUUUAGUGUGUUUGGAUCAAGUUAAAGAAAUCAUAUGUAAAAAUUAGUUUUUGAAGCAAGCUGUUGAAAAGUUUACUAUAUAUUUCAAAGUCAGACUGCUUAUACUUAAAAUCUUCAUUUCUUAUGCGACCUGAUAGGUUUGAAAGCAUGUGUCCCUGGAAACAGUGAAUCAGUGGGAUUUCUUUCUUCAAUUAAAGGAAGUGGUGCUUGAUCUCAUGUGGGGCAGGACCAAUUGCCAGCAGUCAGCUUCCUGUUUGAAGUUUGUUAACAAUGGACUAAUUAAUAUGCAGAUUAAAGCAUUGGGAGGAACAGGAAGAAAAGUGACCAGCUGAGACCUUAUUAGUGCAAUAUCCAGGUCUCCAAGGAUAUUGACACAGAUGUGUGGCAGGGAAAUGAAAUCUCUGUGUCAACACAAUUGAAUAUGUAUGAAGUAUUUUGGUAUACUUGCUAAUAACAAAGCUGCCUAGUUAGAAAUAGAACUCAUUGACCUGGCAUUUGACAUGCCAAUAGCGCUGAAAAGUUAUUGUUAAGAUGGCAGCAACAUGACUAUAGUAUGAAUUGUUUUUGAGAGUUGAAUGCUACCUUUUGGUGGUGGAUAUGGCUGUGGCGGGAAGUUAAAUAGCAUUUCCAUGCGCUCUGGCACUCGUCACAGUGUCCUGUUGUGCCAGAAGUAGUUUAGUCAUGCUGGCCACGUGACCCGGAAAGCUGUCUGUGGACAAACACUGGCUUCCUCAGCCUGAAAAGAGAGACGAGCACUGCACCCCAUAGUCACCUUUGACUGGACUUAACCAUUCAGGGAUCCUUUACCUUUACCUUAUGGUUGUAUGUCCUUUUGCUUGCAUACAAAAACUGUAAUGUAAAGCUGUAAUGUGCAGAUCUUGGCCACAAUCAGAUGCAUCCUCUGAAAUUAAGCUUCAAAAUGCAGAUAUCAGACUCUGUUGAGGUCCAUGUCCCAAUGAUCCACCAACAGGUUCUCUGGUCAGUUGCCGCUGCUAGCUCAAAAUCUAGAUUUUUUUGGGUGGCAUUCAACUAAUGAGUAGACCUUAUGAAAUGAAUGAACAUGUUUGAGUUAGGUCCUUAAUUUCAGUGGGUCUAGUCUGAAUGUAACAUACCUGAAUGCCACUCCUGGCCUUCACAUUUCAGUAAUAAUACCUAGACAAAAUACACUGUACUCAAAGUGAGGGUACAAAUCUUAAGUGGAUGAAUUCAACAUCAAGUUGAGGGGGGGAAAUGUAAACAAUUGGUAGUGUGUGUUUUUUUACAAUCAAGUAGUAUAUAAAUUUUGUUGUAGUAGUUUUUUAAUUUAACGUUAUGCUAAAUAUGGUGAAGAAAUUGUAUUUAACUAGAAGUAGGUCAGUUUGACAAACAACUCUUGGUUCCUCAUUCCUCACAGCUAACUUUUUUUGUGUUGUAAGAGACCUAAAUGUCCUUGCUACCAGAUAAAUGAUAAUUGUCUGUUUAUUGCUCUUCUGAGUUGCUUGUUUUGUAUAUUAAAACUUACUAUGCUACUACCACAAGCAUCAUUCCCCCAAACACUUGGUGUUGUGACAGCUUUUUCUGGUUAUGAACACUUACAUGUCACUGAAAUAGUGCCGUUAUGCCUGGUUUUUGUGUAAUCACACUUCCAUUGUUAUUAUUUACAGGAAUUGACUACAAGACCACAACAAUCCUGUUAGAUGGCAGACGAGUCAAACUGGAGCUCUGGUAAGGUUGCAUUGCUGAAAUCUUACCAAAGUAUUAAGAGUGCCUACAUGACCUUAAGCCAAGAAAGAACUUGGGUUCAUCAAUAUAAUGUUCUUGCAAGCUUAGAAGUGGCUGCCUGGGCUUAUCUGGAGACAUUCAUAGAUAUCGAUUUCAUUUAAUUAUAGCAUGUAGAUUACAUUUUUCCUUAUCCCAUCCUCCUCUUGUAUGGCCUGGCUUCACAAGCUUCCUUCUACUGCUGCUACAUGCUGAAAAGAAAACAAGGGGCUUACAGCAUACAACAGGCAUAGGCAAACUCGGCCCUCCGGAUGUUUUGGGACUACAACUCCCAUCAUCCCUGACCACUGGUCCUGUUAGGUAGGGAUGAUGGGAGUUGUAGUCCCAAAACAUCUGGAGGGCUGAGUUUGCCUAUGCCUGGCAUACAACAUAAUUUAACCUUGCAUACAGAUUUACAAUGUGAAUGGAAGACAUAUGAAGAAAAACAAGGAAGUAAAGGAGGACAGUAGGGGAAGAUAUGCUAAGUCACUUUUCCCACCUUCAGUUUGUGUGUGUCUGGGCAGAUUUUAUUUUUUGCCAUAUUUUUUGCCCUGUGGCCUAAGGACAGUUUACCUUUAAAUGUUUACAUCUGGUCCUGCAUGAAAGCAUUUUCAAAACAGUCCUGGUUCCUACUUAGUGUUCAUUCUAAGAGCAUUGGUUUUUGGCCACUUAUGGAAAUGGCCUCUUGCAGAAGGAGGAUGGUGUGUGAACUUAGUCACAAAGUCUCUACCACAGUGAGUUAAAAGACAUUAACUUUCACGAUUUGAUAAAAGAAGUUUUGAGCUGGAGUGUAAGAGUGGAAUUUUAGAAGUUUUUCUCUUGUGGUGUGUAACCCCCCCCUUCCGGGCCCGGGAGCGUCCUGCCUUUGAGCCUGUUGAAGAGGAAAGGAGUUUGACAGCUGUUAAAGCUGUCAAACGGGCAAUUUAAAGUAAAAAGCGUGUUAUUUAAGAUCUCCUGGACUAAAUGUGAUACAAUUGAAUUAAAGUGGUUCGAAACAAAGAAACAAAGAACGAGGCAAAGGACUGUUGGGAAAAGAUUACUAAGUAACCAGAUUCCCUCUAGGGGAAUUCUGAGACAUUACAAUGGCUGCGGAUGGAAAUUUACUAGCUGAAAUAGAAAGAAUGUGUUACUUUGUGGGAACUUUACAAGAGCAGAGUCUGGCUAUGAAUAAACAACUUACGACCUUGACUUCUGGAAUAAGCAGCUCUGCUGAAUGUAUUGAGGAUCUGAAUGAGAAAAAGCUGCAGCUGAACCGGAACAGAUAUCUCAAGAAUUGAAGGAGACUAAACAAGGAAAGGAGAAAGCACAGAUGGAAAGUACCAACCAGAAGCCUACACAUGUGGAUUAUAAACAAGAAGACCCUUGGAUUACAUGGAUUACAAAUCUGCAAAAGAUGCGAAAGAUGAAGGAGGAGGCCCCUGGAGUACUUGGAAUUCAAGAACUUAAAAGAAAGAAGAAAUAUGAUGGGGGCCUCCAUUCUGAAUAUGAAGGACUGGUGGAACUUUUGCAGCAGUUGUCUCUAAGUUUUCUUGUGGGAAGAAAAUCUGGCUUGACUGGGACAGAACUCCUUCGAGAUCCGAAGACCAACAUAAAGGACUACCAACAAAACCGGCGGAGAGGGACUGAAAGAGACUUGAAGGCCUCGGAUGUGAGAAAUCCAGGCUAAGAACUGUUAUUGUAGAAAUGUACUUGGGAAGGGACGAACCGGGGAUGGGAGGGGGAAAAUAGAAUUUUAAAAACACAAGAGCAUCCAGUGUGGUGCCCACUAGAUGUUGUUGGGCAGCAUCAGCCCCAGCCAGCGUAGUCUAUGGUUGAGGAUGACUGGAAUUGUAAUCCAUUGCCCUGGUCUACCAUAAUGAUUACCACUCUCUCCCUGACAUUAUGCUAUUUGCAACAGGAUAGAUGGAACAAGCUUCUAGUUUGUGUAGUGACGGGUGUAUAAGAAAAGUGCCAGCAAAAAUCUGACCCUUUAGAUAUUUAGUAAUGCCUGAAUUGCACCAAAAAUCUGAUCUCCCUGGGAAAUCUGAUGCAGGGGAAUGAGGGUGGUGAGGCUUCCAGCUGUUUGUCAUGCACCCCUCCCAGGUCAUUGGACACAGCAGAGACCAACACACUGCAACGUGUUCUGUGACUAACCUGACCGCAGCUUGCACUUAUGUAGGCACUUGCUUAGGUCAGCACAGCACUCCUCAUAGCAUCACAGAUGUCUGGUGAUGCCCCUUGGUGUGCUGUAAUGUUUAAAUAGAUGAGAAGGCAUGGCUUAAAUCUACACACAAGCUCUGAGGCAGCUGGUGUCCUUAACACACCCUAUGUUUGUUUACUACAGAACACGUUGUACUCCUAAACAGAGUUGUAAGAAUUCCUCAGUGUAAUGUCAGCCUCUGGAGUAGCCAUUGAAUGCUGAACUCAAACAUAUCUUCUCCAGCCAAAAUUUGUCCUUUGUUUGUUUUCAUAGCAGCUUUUUAAAUGAAGAGCUAAGAAUUCUCUCUACGGCUAGGCAGUACUGAAGGACUGCUUCCAACACUUUUCUUUUAUGUGUAUGUGGAAGUUGGGUGACAGAGAGAGUCCACCAACUUGCCAUAUUCAUUAAAGAUAGCCUUGCAUGUGCAUUCUUGUGGAUUAAUGAUCUUUUCUGAGCCCACACCCCCAUCCAUACCAAUCAUUUGUAGCACUUCUUAAAUCUUCAGGAGAAUAUGUUCUCACUCACCUAACAAAAAGUUAACUGAACUUUCAUGUAGACAGGCCUAUGCAGUUGUUGUUUUUUAAAAAAACAAAAACGUGAACAUUUUAAUGAUUGUUCUGUAGUGCUCUUAAUAGAGGGGGAUUUCUUAUUUUGCUGCAGACUCCCUGAUGCUUUUUGAAAGGGUGGUAUAUAAAUACUUUUAUAAAUAAAUAAAUUCGCAUUUGACAGCAAUUUGUAAUCACUGUAGAUCAGUACAUAAAAGGCUCUUGGCAGGAAGCACAUCUGGCAUAACUUUUUUUUAAAAAAUGUGUAAUUGCAGAGAGAGAAAUGAGAGGGGGCAAGCAAACUUUUCACUGGAAGAGGUUUCUGAAGCUGAAGUGUCCUGGUGAAAAAAGCCUUAACCUUUGCACCCCACCCACCUAACCACCAAAGGCGAGACAGAGCUCAGCCAUUAUCUUAGAAUGGGCAGUUUUGAAUGAGAGGGUGUGUUUUGUUGUUGUCUAGGUUGUUGUUGUCACUAAAAAGGGGGGUUGGUGCUAGUAACUUGACAAAGGCCACCUGGUGAAACCAUGACAGUUAGAACUUGAGCCUUGGUCUCUCUCAUCUAACUCUCUCUAGUGGAACAUAUUGACGAUCCUCACGUUGAACAGUCAAAUCCUGUCUCCAGUGGUAGGAAGCUGGAACAUAAUACCAAUGAGCAUCUAGUCCAUCUAUAGCAGGGUCGGCCAACUUCCAAGAGACUUUGAUCUACAAUUAAAAACUGGCAGUGAUCUACCUCUUUUUGGGGGGGGGGGGUUUCAGGUGAAAGUUGUUGAGCUUAUUUUAGGGAGAAAAAUCCAAUGGGGGGGGUCAGGUCGAAGAAAUAAAUAAAAAUAGGAGCUCACCAAGAGAUUGCUAAUGAAAUGGUCAGCCUCACAGCGAGAGCUCCGUCUUCCAGUAUACUGAUCUAGAGGGCAGGGCGAGGGGACAGGGCUGGAUGGAGGAUCCCACGAUCUACCAAAACAUUCCAGGAAUCGAGCAGUAGAUCACAAUCGACCUGUUGGACAUCCCAUAUCUAUAGUAUAUGUAUGUAGCAUGUAUGUCUCUACCUACCCAUUUAUAGGUCAUAGGAAGUGGGAACAGCUAUGAUGAAUUUGCACACAAAGGCGGCCUGCUGGAGGGCUUGCAAAAUGGAUUUUACAUACAUAGUCAUUGUCUUUGAAGCAUUCAAAGUGAGGGCAGCUGGUGUUGAGCAGGACCUGGAAGUGUCUGCUGUAGCUUCUGUUGUGGUUGAAUUCUGCCAGUAGCAGCCUCCAAGAACUGAAAACAAUGAGCUGCAUCAGUAGAUAAAAUGGGAGUAAUGAACUUGAACCCAGCUUGAGAGUAUGGAUGUUCUGGAUUGAUAAAUAGAGCUGUAAAAAAAAUUUUAGUUCUCAGAUGCUAACAUGUAAUCUAUAUUCCUGAACAACCAGUCAUUUGGGAUAUCUUUUGUAUGUGUACUUGCAUGGAAAAGAUAAUAUGCACUCUUACUAGUGUUUAUUAACAUGUAUGGUAAAAUUUUCUUGUGUAUAUUCUUCUGCAGGAAAUAUAUUUGUGGGUACACAAGACUGGGAUAAGUUAGAGUGUUCUUUUUAGGCGUGGAGUAUGAGAGUGCACUCUACACAAAUCCAUAUGUGAAGCACAGCAUUUUGGGGAGAAAAAUAAUGACUUUUGUACAGUACAGUGGUGCCCCGCAAGACGAAUGCCUCGCAAGACGGAAAAACCGCUAGACGAAAGGGUUUUCCGUUUUGAAGUUGCUUCGCAGGACGAAUUCCCCUAUGGGCUUGCUUCGCAAGACGAAAAUACCUUGCGAGUCUAGAAAUUUUUUUCGCUUUUCCCCCUUUAUCUAAUCUGCUAAGCCUUUAAUAGCCUUUAAUAGCCUUUUAGCAGCUAAUCCCUAAGCCUUUAAGCCUUUAAUAGCCGCUAAACAGCUGAUAGCGCUAAUAGCGCUAAUCCGUCAAUGGGCUUGCUUCGCAAGACGAAAAAACCGCUAGACGAAGACUCUUGCGGAACGGAUUAAUUUCGUCUUGCGAGGCACCACUGUAUCCUCUUGUAUAGUAUGUAGUUCCAAUUUUAACCAACAGAUCACUGAAUGGAAUGGUUUUGUUAUUGGCUAAGGAUUCAACGAAAGGGUUGGGAAGGUAGAAUGGGGAGAUCUGAAAGCCAUCUACUUUUUUCCCUCCUUCAUUGUAGGGACACAUCGGGCCAAGGGAGGUUCUGUACAAUUUUUCGGUCAUACUCCAGGGGAGCUCAGGUGAGUACAGUCAGCAGUGCUGCUUAGCUUCUGUUACUUGACUCCAGGCAAAGGUGCCACCUGCAGUCAUUGCUUAUCAGUUUGUUAAUGUCUGGAAGUGAGCCAGGGGGAACCAGUGAUUGUGUUUGGGGCAGCCCUAACAAUGCAUCCAUAUUGGUUUAGGCCAAGGGUGGUGCCCUCCAAUUCUCAUCAGCCUCAGUCAACAUAGUCAAUGGGCUGAUGGGAGUUGUAGACCAAAACAUCUGGAGGGCACCAUGUUGGCUACUCCUGGCUUAGGCUACAGAAUGAUGGCUGUGCUGAAACUAGAGUCUUGCCAUGGGGAAAAAAGCAUUUCUAUUUCUCUUCCACUAUUUCUUCCACUUCAGUCUGGCAAUUCUGCUUGUGGCCUGGGUCCUAACUUAUUGCUGAAAACAUCCAGCUUUCUGAAACAUUCCUCUUGUAUUUCUUUACACACGCACACACACCAAAAAAACUUUUAUAGUCUAUAGGUCAGGCGUGGGGUUGGAGGGAGCCUUCAGUAGGCUGGUAAAAGAAUGGUUCUCAGAAUUCCUAAUCAUAUGACUAGAAAUGGGUAGAAUACUUUGAAAACCUUACAGUAGAAGUGAAUUACAUGGCAAAAAGGCAGGAAAAGAACACACAGUUGGGUGUGAAGUCACCAUUGACCAACUUUAGGAGAAUACCUUCUGCAAGUAAGCAACUUGGAAUUUUUUUUUUUGUUUGUUUUAAUUUGAACAUUUGGUGUUCUGUUUCAUACAGGGAAUCCUCUUGGUCUAUGACAUUACCAAUCGCUGGUCUUUUGAUGGAAUAGACAGAUGGAUCAAGGAAAUUGAUGAGGUAAGAAUGGCAAAGACUGCAUUAGACUUCCAUAAACUUGGUCUUUUUAUCUUUGCUCAUCAUCUACAAAUCUGGUUCAGGGAAUGUCAGAAUUUUUGGUUUCCUGUUAGGACCUUAUACUGUAUUGAAGCAAACUGUCAGUUGGGUACUAUUGCAUCCUGCUGCAGGCUGAAAUGCUUCUAUAACCUUCUAUUGAGACCAAACACCCAAGUAAAAAUCCCUGCACUAAGAAAACUCAUAUCCAGGUGGAGUCUAGGUUAGAAUCUUUCUCCUUUGACAGGUGUUAGUCACCUGGGAUCAUUAUAAUGAGAGGUUAUGGGUUGCAGCCUCACCUGCUUGUCAAAGUUAGCCCAUGGAGGGGUGGGGAGAUAUUGGGAUUCUGUUCCCAACCAGAUCCACUUCCCAGUCCUGCCCAAGUGCACAAAUUCUCUUAUGUGCAGGGAUUUUUAUAUGGCAGAGAAAUUAUUCAUAUAAACCCUGGCCUGUAGUCUGGAGUAGGAUAGCCCAGACACAGGUUUACUACUUCAGAAAGGCCUAACAUAGUUAUCAGAAAAUGUUAUCUGUUAAUUGCCAGGCAUUAAGAGGAAAAUAUGUUAGUACACUUAACACUAGAAUGUAGAAGGGAUGGAAGGUGUGGGCAGAUACUGGGAUUUGCCAAGCUUAAACCAGUUUCUAGUCCCCAUUUCCUCCUUGCAAAGCCAGCAGUGUACUAGACAUGGCCUUCUCUAGAUAGCAGCUUCUUCUAUUGGACCCUGUGCCAUGUCCAGGUUAGGAGCACAGAACCCGGCCUGAAAAAUGAAAGCACAGCAUUGUCUUGUAAAUGAGAAGUGCCAAAUAGGUAUUUUGCUCCCCAAAGGAAAAGGGUUGGAACAUGAGCUUGGGCUGGCAUGGAAGUCCGUAUGUUCAGUGAUAUGUUUUUCUCUCUAAAGCAUGCUCCUGGUGUGCCCCGCAUCUUGGUUGGCAACCGGCUUCAUCUGGCCUUUAAACGGCAAGUGCCAACAGAGCAAGCCCGCUCCUAUGCAGAGAAAAAUUGCAUGACGUUCUUUGAGGUCAGCCCAUUGUGCAACUUCAACGUGAUUGAGUCCUUCACGGAGCUGUCUCGUAUUGUGCUGAUGAGGCAUGGCAUGGAGAAGAUCUGGAGGCCCAACAGAGGUGAGCAAGCACCCACACCAUUGUUACUGCCAUGCAUUAAGACAGGAAUAGAUGUUCCAGUUGUCAGUCUUCCUUCUAGGAUUUGGUGUUUGGUACACAUGGCAUUUCCACUAUUGCUCUUUGAAUUCAGCUACGGUAGUUUGCCUCAAUGUCAUGUGUGAUGUCUGUCAUGUAAGUUACUGUGACUUAGCUUGCUUAAUGAUGAUUCGCUCAUAUUAGUACGAAUAGGCGAAAUCUCACUCUGCAAAAACAAUGAAACAUCUGAAACAGACCUUAUUUAGAUAUGAAACAAAAAUGGAGCUCUAUGUGCCUUGAGUCUUCUCCUCUAGAGACAAUACCUGCCUAUCUUCUUCUUCACUGAGCCCUGUGAAUUUAUUGAACUUGCUUUAUGCCCCAACAUACCACCCUGACUUUGGGUUCUCUCCAUUGAUGUCAUUAUCCUCCUUGUAUAUAGAAAAGAAACUGAUUAAAAAUAGCUUUUUGCAUGCAGCACUGAACCAACUAGGCCAGUUUUUAUAUCUCCCAUAGCUGUGAAAAUAGGAUUGAAAAGGCUUGGAUGUUGCAGGCUUGAUCUUUUUAUUAGAGUAUCAACUUUCCCACUCCAGAUUUGAUUUCUUAAACAAACUUUAUAGCAUAAGCUAGCCAGCAUUCAGUGAGUUGUUAAUUUUCAGUUUUAUCAAUUGACACUAAAAUUUCAUGUUUUCUUGAGACCUCUAUUUGACUUCUCUCAAAGUAGUUCAGUCAUGGGAAUCUGUCCAGCAUCUUCCAUGGUAGUGACCAAUGCAACUAAUUUAUUCAGCUUGUUUGGAUCACAGACUUCAGGUCCCCCCGUGCUGACUUUGGGGGUCUUAAUAUAGAGCGUGUGUGAUAUAUUGUUCCAUCCUUGUCAAUCAUUCCCAGCAGCUUGAUGUUUGAAGAAGCAUUGUGGACAAGGGAAUAUGAAGAGCAGCCUUACACUGAGCCAUUCAAACAGCACUUGACAAAGCCAGCUUCCUGCUUUCCCUGUGGGGUGCAGUUUUCCUUGUUGUCAGAAGAUGGCAUGCUAUCAUUUCUGUGGUGGAGGGAUUCUUUGACUCUGUCAUAGCUGACCUGCUCAGUUUCAAAAGAGCUCCCCUUCCACUCUCACAUGCAAGGCUGGCAGAUAGUUCAGCUUGCAAAAGUCUUCUUUGUCCUCAGCCCUAAGGGCAACUGGAACAAAAGGAAAGUCAAGAGGGCAGAGGUUCUUAUCCAAGUCCCCACUAGGAGAAGGGAUUGCUGCUAGUUCACAUGUAUACAGGUAUUCUGAGAUUCUGGGUAACAGGAGCACAGAUAGGGAGGAUAGUAACUUCAAGCACUGCUUCACAGCUGACGAGCACAGAAGUCUGGUUUAAUGUACUUACUUUUUUUGGUAAUAUCUGUUCGAGUCAGCCUGAGAUUUGUGGACUGGGGAUUUCAUAGCAGAUUUCAGUAGCUCUUCCAGCUGCAUUCAGGUGAGCGAUUAGUUGCUCUGACCCUUUUGGCUCCCUGCGUGAAACUUUGCUAGUGACCUGAACUGUGUCAGGCCCUCAAGUAACAGAACUAGAAUGCCUUCCUCUCUUCUCCCCCAGCAGUGACCUCAUCAAAGCAAAUCUGCCCCACCCCAGAGUAGUUGUUCUGCUUUGCAAAGCAGAUGUUACAAGAUUUUGCACACUGCUUAGAAAGAAACACGGGGCCACAGGUUCUCAUGGGUGUGAGCGAGUUUGCUCAUAGGGUCUCAGUCCAGCUGUGGGAAGGGAUCAGAGUUCAGGGCUGUUUGCCUCAGGUUGCCAGGGCUUGUAUACUUGUCAAAUCGGAAUGUGCUCUGUUCUGAGGCAUGCAGCAUGUCUGCUCACCUCUAGACCAAGCCUGUCCUCCCUCAUUGAAUUUUCAGGCAGGGAAGCCCUCUUCCAAUUUUAAUUGCAGUCUCGAGGGCUUUGUCUGGAAGGGAAUUUAUAUGCAGUGUGUCUUCUGCAGACAUGACUUAGCCAGCCAGUCGGCUUUCCCGCCAGCCAGUUGUGGGGAGGCAUUAAUUACUUUGACAAUGGCCCAAGAAACCUGAUUAACACACAAGAAUAUGAUUUGGGAGAAGAUGCGGGUUCAUUCCCAGCUCUAAAAUUCUGUUGGGCAUGUCACUAAUUCUCUAGCUUCAGUUUCUUGUCUGGAAUGUAGAGAGAAAGAGAGAGAAAGAACUCUGCCUCCCUAGAAGAGUUGUUAUUGAAUACUGAAACACAUAUCGGAGGCUAUAGGAAUGUAGCCAUAUAAACUGAUCAAACAGCCUAAACUCAGUGUUCUGUGCAAAACCUGGGGCUUCUGCUUCCCAAUGCUAUACUUGGUGUUACUUGGGGCUGCAGAGCCUUGCAUAGCCAUUGGGAUAGUAUGGAGUUCAAUAUAUUAAAUGUUUUGAAAAUAAAAGCACGUUUCUAGUCCUCAUAGUUGUCAGGAACCAUCUUAUGGGGAAAUUAGCAGUGCCAGCUGGACUGGACUGUUGAACCAGGCAGCUUUGCUUGAUGGCAUGACUUGAUGGUGUCCACUGUGCUGGAAAUAGCGCACAAGUCAAGCUUUGUACUUCUGGCCAGAUAGGUUGGUUCCCUAUGUAAACUGAUGUCACAAUAAGUUCUGGUGUGUGCUAUUGCAGGGUGAGGAGAGGUAUGUGUGUCAAGAGCUGCACUUUCAGGUUAUGCAGCUGUGCCCCUACUUCAAGAUGUCUAUCUAAUGAAUGGGUAUAUAUGAUUUUAUGCUAAAUAUUUCAAAAAAUGUUCAAAGUGGAUUACAAACAUGAAACAACAACUCCAAUUGAUAACUAAGAUAAAACCAGGUAAAACAAAUUCAGAGGCUGGGGUGAAUUAACCAGAUCCUGAUAUUGGAGAAGGGGCUGAAGGAUGUCGCUGUGGUGUUGCACUUCUUGAAGUGUUAAUUUAGAUAGAUUGUGGGUUGACUUAUUCAAUGGAGCACUUACAAAAGGAAACUGGUAACCAGAAGCGGGCUACACUGAUCUCUUGGGCUAUUUCCCCUCCAAAGAAUGUAUGAAAAUGUAGCUUGCUGCAGGCAUACAUUUAAAACUACAGGAUUUGGGAUUUAUAGGCUCAGCUCAUCCAUAUACAGGUCCACAGUGCUAGCUAAGGCUGGGGAAGUGCCUGACACCUAAAGAACUAAACAUUUGUUCAUGGAAAAUGGUAUACUUGCACCAGAGCAAACGAUACAAGAACUGUCCCAAUCGUACAUCCUUUCUAAUCCCGUAUUUCUUUUUUAUUGCCUCCCACAUCCACAGUGUUCAGCCUGCAAGACCUCUGCUGCCGUGCCAUUGUUUCCUGCACGCCCGUCCACCUUAUAGACAAGCUGCCCCUUCCCGUCACCAUCAAGAGCCACUUGAAGUCUUUCUCCAUGGCUAACGGCAUGAACGCAGUGAUGAUGCACGGCCGCUCAUACUCCUUGGCCAGCAGCGGAGGUGGGAGCAGUAGCAAAGGCAACAGCUUGAAGCGCUCCAAGUCUAUCCGUCCGCCACAGAGCCCACCACAGAACUGCUCGCGCAACAACUGCAAGAUCUCUUAGCAAGUCGGUGCUGGGGAGUGUCUCCUCCAGCCACGCCCGCCCACUCGCUGAUGUACAGAUGUUUACACACACGUAACCCAUUCCACUGGGGUCUCUCCUGACGUUCCUCUGUGUCUCUGGCAACAGUGCCUACAGGAUUGGCAUGGGGCUUGUGGGCUGACGUGAGGUUGGCAGGAUCCCACAUGGCAAGGGGGUGCUGAGCCAGCCUUCCCAGAAUGCAGUAGGUGUGCCCCUCACCCUGCUCUGAGGGGCAACUGCAUGGCUGCCUCAAGGGAAUGACUCUCUUCCUCCUGCGAGGGAGGAGAUGGGACUCUGUGCUGCAACUUUAACCUUGCGCUCCCAAGUGGAUUGCUGGUGCUACAGUGAACAUGACUCUUUUUUUAAAAAAAGGGGGUGAGGAGGCAGGAAUUAUAGCAACUUCAACCCAGAUGGAGUUCUGCCUUUACCCAACAGAAAUACCAUGAUUGGCUGGGGAUCCUUAGAAAGCAGGCUGCUUGACAUUUUCACUUAUUUAUAAAUAUAAAGAGAUUCUCACUACUUUUUUUUUCUUCUUAGUUCUCCUCCAUUCCUGCCUUUUUUUAAAGAGAAGGACAUCAGGGGGGAAAUGUUGUGCUGCCUUGUAAAUAGAAGUACUGAGCCUUGACCCCUAGGGCUAAUUGAAGUAGGAGGGGGGGUUGACGGGGGUCAAGGAGCAAAAUGAUCAAACACUCUGAGAAUUGUAUAAGACUCACAGGGUUGCUGUCAUUUUUUUUUUUUUAAUUCUGUUUGUGAAAGGAGGUAGGGAUUUGUUCCUCUUUUCUUUUUGACUUAGAUUUUCCAGACAUUCCUGGUAACAAGUGCAUGGCUUAAAUGGACAGCAAGGGCAGGGUUCUGAAUCACACUGCUGUGUUUGUGGGGAUGGGGUGGGGGGAAGAGAAUGAGGGUGGGGGAGUCCUGACUACAUCUGGAAUUGGUUAAUGACUGAUCAAGCCAUCCCUGCCUCCCAGGAGGCUUAAGGCAAAAGGUUAGACUGUACCAAAUCUCAAAAAGAUCAUGGCUUGGGGGGGGUGUGGUGGGGAGAGACGAUCAUCAGUAAAUGCUGCUCUUUUAUGGCUGUUCAUAAUUACUGGGUUGUGUGAGGCAUGGGGAGAUCUGGGGCUCCUGAACAAAACCUCUCCUGCAGCAUGUUCUCUGGCUGGGCAGAAAUCCUCGCAUGUUACUGCGCUUUUGCUUUUGUAGUCAGCUACUUGCUUUUGAUGCUCUCUAGCCCUGUGGUGUUGUCAAUCCUGUUCAUACAGCUUCUCUGAACUACAGAGUUGCUCAGGGAGCCCAAACAGUCUUAGAAAUCCAGGGCACACCUCCCCACCCCUCCCACCCCCAUUAACACCUUUUCACUUUUCAAAAAUCAAUUUAUUCACCAGAAUUGUACACAGAUAGUAAAAGCCUCUCUUAUAACAUGCAUAAGAGUAUUAAGAUUGGUGGGGUAAGGCGGGAGAGGUGGAAUACUGAGAAACAAAUUAGUUGCAGCUUCCGUGGCUCUUUCCUUUGUACACUGCCCUGCUCUCUGUUCACUUAGAGUACCCUGUGCUGCCACAAAUGCACAUUGGGCUGUUGCUUUAGCUUUGGCUGGAGUUGAUGGGAAACGAAGCAGAAGUGUGCAGAGGGUGAAGCUACAGUCACCUGCUGGCUUUAUUGAUAGAGCCUAUGAAUUGCAUUCUGGAAUCUUUGAUUUAUUCACGUCCUUCGCCACCUAGUUCGUUUUCUCUCUCUCUCUCCCUCCCCCCCCCCAUCCCUAUUUAUCUCAAUCUAUCUCUCCCUGGUGAAUGUCUCCUCCCAGGUGGCUUUCCUCAAUACCACCCACCAUCCUGCCCAGGACUGGCCACUUAACCUUAUUGCAGAUUGGAAAGGGUAGUAUGAUGCUGCUGGUUGCUUGUCAUGCAGCUGACUAACCCAUUCUGUUCAGGAACUUUGACAGGAGCCUAGCUGGCAGAGCUGCAGCUUAUUGGCUGCUCCAAGAUGGCUUGGCACGAGGGGUGAGCCAAGCCCCGCUGUUGGCAUGAGCUCAAAGAGGGCGGCGGGGACAGGUCAAGGGCAGGGGAAAGCCUUUAGCGGCAUCUCAUCGGGCUGUGAACAAAGCCAGAGCCAAAUCCAGGGCAGGAGCAUGGAAGCUUGGAGAUUUACAGGGCAUGUCGGCACAGCCACGACCACCUGUUGCCGCUUGCUCUAAAUGGAGUGGGAGACAAUCACUGACUCAACAGCCUGGCAUUCUGGGGAUGUGCAGUGAACAGGUGAUCUAGGAGGCAGCCUGGACACAGCCAUCUUUCCACCCUUGGUUUUAAAAUAGCUACUUCCCAAAAGAGCUAUAGAAUGUGCAUUGUUUUUCUGAAGAAUUGCUGGGAGUGCCCCCCCCCAUGCAUCCACCCCUGCUUGGCAGGCUGUAAAUCCUCCUUAUUGUGUCUCCAGCAUCUGAUAUCACUUGUACAUAAUCUGCUGGGACAGGGUGGCCAUGGAGCUUUUCUUACCAGAGUAGAAGAGUUCAACUACCUGCACUUGUUCUUUCUUACUUGUACAUGCAUAAUUUUCAGUCUCACCUAAAUGCCUGUCUUUAAUUUUCCCUUCUUCUUUUUUUAAAAAAUCAUGGCAAAUUCUGUGGAAUGAGACUCUUUGGAAUGUCUGUCAAUCAAAGCUGAACUUGUACCUUAUUUUAUUAAUGUUCAACUCAAAGAAUGUGAUCUGAUAUCAAACACUAGAAACUAGCUGCUCUCCCACACACGUACCAUUCCUCUGUUUUUAAUUCCUUUGUACAGUAAACGUUGUUAAACUGAUGGUUUUUAUAUAAAUUAAAAAAAAUUAUCUUGUUUUAAAACCACCCUGCAGGCUCUGGAAGUUGUCAUUGACAAGCAAGUGAGCUCUUUAAAGGGGUGUUGCUGAAGGACAGUGGGAGGGCAGCAGAGAAGUGGGGGAGGCUGGGCAGGAUGGAUUUAAGGGGAUUAAGGGGGCUUGUGGCUCUGGGAUAUUCCCAGGAGGAAUGGUGGAAAGCACUUUGCUAACUGCCUCAUUUGAAAUGAACAGGCAUUUGGCCAUGGACUGAAGGCUUGGAUCAAAGCGGAAUGCUUUCUUCACACUUGCAUGACUUGAGAGAAUCUCUAUUCUGUGCCAAGGGCAUGGAUGUUUGCACACCAGCCCAUAGAUCCCUUCUGGAGACUUCAACCGUGCUUAUUUUAAUUUUUUAAAGAAAAGAACUUGUUAGCAUUGCAAAAAAUAAAUAGAUCUGGCCUUGGUACAAUUUGAUGGCAUUCAGACAAUGAAAUCCUGGCUUAAGAAGUCAGGAUACCUAAACACACCAUGUGUCCACUUCAUAUACAGCUCAUGUACACUACAUAUACAUGAGCAAGGAAACGAGCCAGGAAGCCACUGUUAACCAUGGUUUCCCAUUAUGUCCAAACCAGGAAACAAUGGUUAAUGGCUUCCAAUCAAGGGUAUGAUGCCAUGGUUUAAAAUUUGGCUUAUGAAUCCUGACUUGUUUAGAAAGCAAUUAUGCACAGUUCCCAGGGUUCAUGCAAUGAAAAGCAUGUCUAACUGCAGUUAUACACUUUACUCUUUUCCUAUGAGUGAUGGGGCUGCAUGCGUGCUGGUGCACAAAGCUCAUGCAUUUCCAUGCAUAUUAGGAUUUGCGCAUCUGAAGAUUUUACAUUACACGUUACAUUACAGUAAUUGCUCUACGUUGGAAAAAGGCAAGAAAAUGCAUUUAAAAGCGCUUAAAAGAUUCUUCACUUUUAUUAUGUGUGCAUCCCACCUUCUCUCUGGGAACACAAGGCAGCAAUACAUGGCAUUACAAGUUAUUUCCCAUUCUGGCCUGGGCCAGCCCCAGACUGACUUUGUUUCAGCAAGGUCGCUACCUCGUGGACCUUCAGACUGUUGCCUACUCCUUAUCAACUGUACCUCUGGAACUGAGUAAAACACAUGUCUGAUACAGAGUAGACACUACAAGCCUUCAAAACUACAAACUACAAGCUUUUGAUAUUGUGGUUUUAAAGCCUCUCUGCCCUAAAUUACAAAUGUGCUUUUCUGCUGCUGGGGAAAGAUUCAAGAUGAUGGGGGGAGGUACACAGAACAGUGUAAUAUAGCACGUUCAUUUGAAUGCCUUUCAAGAUUAAGGUUUAAAUCCACCCAGCAUUCCUGCCUAUGUAGUUAUGUACUGGUUAGAGCCACGGUUACAGCAUUCACCCAUGAGAGGAAGAAGAACCCAAUCCGUAGAUGUAUUGUAUAGCAGAGUGGCUAAGCCUUAAAUUGCGUCCUGUGGAGGCCUGAAUCAAGUUCCACUCCACCGCAGACCUCCCCAUCAUCUAUAGCACUGAGCAAUAACAGCAACCUACCUUUCUGAAUUGUACUCCUUUCCACAAGUUUCAUGUAUGUGAAAUAAAUGAAAACACUUUUU